CAUUCUUUUAUCAGAUAUCGGUUCAUGCAAAUUAUUCUUAUUUAGCCAUGGAAGUUGGUUCUGCGAAACCGUGGCCCGUAACGUUGAAAGCUAAAAUGGAGGAUUUUGGAAGAAGUAUAAAGAAAGUUGGGGAAGAUGAUCCGAGAAGAGUUAUACAUUCACUGAAAGUAGGGUUUGCACUAACGUUGGUGUCCAUAUUUUACUACUAUCAACCACUUUAUCAAAGCUUUGGUGUGUCUGCAAUGUGGGCUGUUAUGACUGUCGUUGUUGUCUUCGAAUUUUCUGUUGGGGCCACUCUUGGAAAAGGACUAAAUAGGGUAAUGGCAACUCUACUGGCUGGUGCUCUAGGAGUUGGAGCUCAUCACCUGGCAGACCUAACCGGUCAUAUAGGCGAGCCCAUAUUACUUGGGACUUUUGUCUUCCUGCAAGCGGUAACAGCAACAUUUAUAAGGUUCUUUCCAAAAGUGAAAGCAAGAUAUGACUAUGGAAUUCUAGUUUUCAUCUUGACAUUCACCUUGGUAUCGGUCUCGGGUUUUCGGGUUGAUGAAAUCAUAGAAUUUGCACACAAGAGACUCUCAACCAUUUUAAUCGGGGGCUCUGCCUGUGUCAUCAUUGCCAUUUUUGUUUACCCUGUUUGGGCUGGCCAAGAUCUUCAUAAUCUCAUUGCUUUCAACUUGGAAAAACUCGGCAACUUCUUAGAAGGAUUUGGAGAUGAGUAUUUUAAAGUACCAGAAGAUGAAGAAGAAUCCGAAGAUCAGGGAUCAUUUAUGCAAGCUUAUAAAAGUGUUCUAAAUUCUAAGAGUAAUGAAGAAUCACUGGCUAAUUUUGCAAGAUGGGAGCCAGGGCAUGGACGGUUCCAAUUUGGGCACCCUUGGAAACAAUAUUUAAAAGUUGGAAAUUUAACUCGCCAAUGUGCCUAUCGAAUUGAGGCACUAUAUGGCUACCUAAAUGAUGACAUCAAGGCAUCCGUAGAUGUGAGGAGUAAAAUUGAGGAAGCAUGCACAAAAGUAAGCAUCGAAUCUGGCAGAGCACUGAAGGAACUUUCAAUGGCAAUAAAAAGCAUGACCUAUCCCAUCUCAGCUCAUAAACACAUACACAAUGCAAAAAUGGCUGCAAAUAAUAUCAAGUCUUUACUCAAGUCUAGCCCAUGGGAGAAAAUUGAGCUUUUACAAGUAAUCCCACUGGUUACGGUAGCUUCACUUUUAAUUGAUGUGGUCAAUUGCACUGAGGAAAUUGCUGAAUCCGUUUGUGAACUUGCUUCUAAAGCGCGCUUUAAGAAGGUCGAUUGUCUCGGUGUAUCACCGGAAACAUUGCGGAAUGUUAAGUCCCCACGCCACGCCGAUGAUCAUAAGCACCAUCUUGUUAUCUCAGUUGACGAUAAUUCUUCUGCACCAAAGAUUAGUGAUUACAAAUAAAAAAAUUAUCAUUUUUUCGAAAUUGGAUUAAAAUAAUUUUUCUAUUAAUUUUAGAAAUUUGGAAUUUUUUCCGUGACUUUUAGUAUUUUAUAACUGAAAUUCCUUGCAACUUUUGUAAAGGCAGUUUCAAUUAAUUAAACUAAAAUAUCAGGAGAAAUAAAUAAAUUUUUAAGAUUUAAAGAGAAAAUAAAUUAUUAAUCUUCGGUGCAGAAGAUUAAUUUUUUUGGGUGAUCUUUAAGUAUAUUUAGGUUAGUGUAGCAAUAUACAAACAUAUUUCUGUUGCUGAUUUAAACUUUAAUUAUAUGAUGUCCGUACUGAUUUAUGUACGAUAAGAGACCUAAUUGACAGGAAAUUCCUGAACAGUGUAAUCAAUUUAUUUGUUCUUUGCUUAUUACUUGAUAUAUAUAUGGCUCAAAAUAAACUUCUAUAAAUGACUGAUGUUACAGCUUUA
This is a messenger RNA of Mercurialis annua (annual mercury), 1866 nucleotides long. Its product is annotated as aluminum-activated malate transporter 2-like. Gene Ontology annotation, cellular component: plant-type vacuole membrane. Gene Ontology annotation, biological process: malate transport. Lineage: Eukaryota; Viridiplantae; Streptophyta; Magnoliopsida; Malpighiales; Euphorbiaceae. The transcript has 6 exons. Bases 48 to 1415 code for a protein of 455 amino acids. The record is from RefSeq and is a predicted model, not a curated record.